GAAACCUGAACUAACUCAGUAGCUCGUGCUUGGAAAUUUAAAAAAGAAAAAGAAAGGGAAAGUAUUUGGAACAUUGAGACAGACGAAUUUGGGAGUCGGCCAUGGAGCAUCUGGAUGAGCUAUGUCUGCAGCAGAUCUUGUCAUAUUUGCCAUUGCCAGAUCAGUUGGCUAUGCUGGAAUGCGAUGAUCGCUGCUAUUCGCUGCUGGGGAGUCUUUGGCGCCGUCACUUGACCAGAAUUGAGCUCAAUCUGCUCCAGGUGCCCCUAAGCAAGGAGCACUUUGAGUUCUUGCUGCUGAGCUGCUGGCGCAAGUUAAUUGUACUGCGGCUCAACUAUCUGGACAAGGAGAAGUUUGAGGUGCUGGUCGGGCACAGGUUUCCCAAACUCCAGAUGCUUCAGAUCGAUGCGCUGCCUCCCUUUUUCCUCUGUUGCCAGAAACAGCAGCAACUAAGACACAUGAUUAUGAAGGACUAUCAGGAUAAUGCCGUUGGCGCUUGCGUUUCGCAGCAAACUCAGCUGACCUGGUAAUUUCUAUAAAAUAUAAUAGCUAUUCCCGCAAAGGGCUGCGCAUUCAAUCAACCAAAUAAAAACAGCCAAAAUGCCAA
Drosophila grimshawi is the source of this 604-nucleotide messenger RNA. RefSeq lists its product as uncharacterized. NCBI's taxonomy places the organism in Eukaryota, Metazoa, Arthropoda, Insecta, Diptera, Drosophilidae. The record is from RefSeq and is a predicted model, not a curated record. Bases 102 to 527 code for a protein of 141 amino acids. The transcript has a single exon.